AUCUUUCCGACGCAACAAGAAUCGCUUCAAUCGGAGCAAGAACGCGAAAGCUAUGAAGAUUCAAAGUUCAUGAGCUUGCGUUACAAUUGCGGCGGUUACAAAGUGAAGUUGUGGGGUGACUUUAUAUGGAGUUGGGACCUUUGGGGGUUGGGGAAAUUUGUCACUCUACUCAAGAUCAAUGGACACCUGAGUGGCUAAGGCAGCAGAUUCUGCAGGAGGACUUCCGCAGACGCCAUGUGGGAGGUGGUGCUUCCACUAAGACUGCUGAGGGGUAUGGAGCUGCAGGGCGCGGCAGAGGAAGAGGGGGUUGGAGAGGCCGAGGCCGUGGGAGGAGCUUUGGCAGAGGUAGUGGCCGAGGUGACUAUAAUGAGGGGCAUGGGAGCUCUAGUGGCAAGGGGAGUACCAGAAUCGAGGGCACCUGCUGGUACUGCAAGAAGGUCGGGCAUCCUUGGUUUAAGUGCUUCAGCAGGCCGGAGGGAUGGGCACCUCCAGGCAUGAAGCCGCCCAGUGGUGAACGCGCACAAGGUGGCGCUGUGCAAGGCUCAGGUGCACAAGGUGAAGGUGCACAAGGUAAUACCUAUCCUGGGAUGUUUCUCA
Molecule: messenger RNA, 597 nt
Organism: Closterium sp. NIES-67
Lineage: Eukaryota; Viridiplantae; Streptophyta; Zygnematophyceae; Desmidiales; Closteriaceae
Source: the annotation of a GenBank genome assembly